Aspergillus luchuensis is the source of this 2016-nucleotide messenger RNA. It is a transcript of the gene TOK1, whose product is annotated as potassium channel. Gene Ontology annotation, molecular function: potassium ion leak channel activity. Lineage: Eukaryota; Fungi; Ascomycota; Eurotiomycetes; Eurotiales; Aspergillaceae. Gene Ontology annotation, cellular component: membrane. The transcript has 2 exons. Bases 1 to 2016 code for a protein of 671 amino acids. Gene Ontology annotation, biological process: stabilization of membrane potential; potassium ion transmembrane transport. The record is from RefSeq and is a predicted model, not a curated record.
AUGGUCGAUGAUAAAGAUCGACCACGGAGCACGGAUAGGAGGUCGCUUGGCAAGAGAUUCCGAAGUCACUUCAAUCCAAGGCCGGCGGAAGAUGAUGGGCCACAAGACUGGUGGAUCGCAUCUACUGCUAUUCCACUGAUAGCAGCUACCACUGCUCCUCUCGCUAAUCUCAUGUCGAUUGUCGCGCUUGUGAUGCCGUGGAAAAGUAAGCUACUUGGCGGGACUGCAUCAUCAGGCGCACCGGAGCAGGAACUCAUCAGUGACCCUCGAUGGUGCAUAGCUCUCAAUGCCACAUCACUCGCGUGUGGCAUUGCAGGCAACGUUUUUCUUCUGUUCAAUUUUACGCGCACUAUGCGAUACAUCAUAGCUUUGCCCGCAUCUAUCAUCCUCUGGUGCCUGGCCACAUCGAUUUUGAUCGGUAUAACCAUUGCUACGAACAUCUACGAUGGUCCAACACCACCCGACCAGACCUACUCUCAGGCCUACUGGAGUGCAGUCAUCGCCGCAGCUCUGUAUUUCUUCCUCACUGUCAUCCUGAUGAUCAACAUGCUGGGAUACGUUCUGGGGCAUUACCCGCAGUAUUUUGCCCUUACCGACGGCCAGAGAACGUUGAUCUUGCAAACCACUGCAUUCGUGGUGUGGCUACUAAUAGGAGCUGCUAUCUUCCAUGCCGUCAUCGACGAUAUAUCGUUUGCGGAUGCACUCUAUUUUUCAGACGUCACAAUCCUGACAUUAGGAUACGGCGACAUCACUCCUCCAAGCUCGGUCGGAAAGGGCCUUGUAUUCCCCUAUGCAGUGAUGGGUAUCAUCAUCCUCGGACUUGUGGUGGGAAGUAUCCAUGACUUUGCCCGGGAACUGCAAUACGACAAUGUCGUGCGAAAGCAUGUUGAAAGGAAACGACAAGCGACCAUCGAGCACUCCAUCUCACUGGAUCCAGGCGCAGAGGAACCACAUCUCAAAUUCAAAUCCAAGCGCCCACCCAGGCCUGGUGGACGCAGUGCUAUCAAUGCGCUCUCAUUAGUAGGCCGACCGAAGCUCCUCAUCAUGAGGGAAGAAAAAGACCGCUUCAACGCCAUGCGAGCAAUUCAAUACGAAACCGUUCUCUUCCGGCGGUGGUACAAUUUGAUCCUGAGUCUCAUCAUGUUUGGUAUCGUCUGGACAUGCGGUGCUGUGGUCUUUUGGCGCCUAGAACAAAUCACCUACUUCCAAGCCCUAUACUUCGGCUUUUGCUCUCUCCUCACGAUCGGAUACGGAGACAUCACACCAACCACCAACGCAGCGAGACCCUUCUUCAUCGUCUGGUCCCUUCUAUCCGUGCCAACAAUGACAGUCCUCAUAUCAGAGAUGAGCGACACAAUCGUCGUCGCAUUCAAGCACGCCACCAGCGUUUUCGCCGACUGGACCGUCCUUCCACAGUCAGGAAAAUAUCGAGACUUCCUCCGUAAAUUCCCAGUCCUCUACACGACUCUGCAGCAUCGCGAAGAAAACAGACGAGUAAACGAAGGCUUCCACGUCGGAUUGGAAAACGAAGAAAGAGGCACGCGAGGAGAGCACCAGCACAGCCUCGACCAUCCACCCACAAGAUCGCUCGAAGAACUCGCCAGCGAACCAGACACGGCUUCAGGUACGGGAUCAGACCCAGCGUCAACCCUUCACUUCGCACAGCAACUCGCGUACGCGAUCCAGCGAACUACCCGAGACGUUGUAGAGGGCGAGAGAAAACGAUAUACCUACGAAGAAUGGGUGGAAUUCACCCGACUCAUUCGCUUCACGGACCCCAGUCCAGACGAUGUGGAAGUACAAGAAGACGAAUACGGGAUUUUGAAUUGGGAUUGGAUCGGUAAGACGAGUCCGAUGCUAGCCACACAGACGGAACCAGAAUGGGUUCUGAAUCGUCUCUGCGAGAGCUUGAUUCGGUAUGUUGAUAUCCAGGCGAGGCAGACAGGCACGGCGAGAGAGGAAGACGAACCGACCUUGAGGAAGCAGAGGGAAAUUAAGUUUGAGGGUGAUCAGUAA